This is a messenger RNA of Scleropages formosus (Asian bonytongue), 2102 nucleotides long. RefSeq names its product PRKR interacting protein 1 (gene prkrip1). The record is from RefSeq and is a predicted model, not a curated record. Gene Ontology annotation, cellular component: nucleolus. Gene Ontology annotation, molecular function: double-stranded RNA binding; protein kinase inhibitor activity; protein kinase binding. Gene Ontology annotation, biological process: negative regulation of protein kinase activity. Lineage: Eukaryota; Metazoa; Chordata; Actinopteri; Osteoglossiformes; Osteoglossidae. The transcript has 6 exons. The coding region runs from base 19 to 567 and encodes 182 amino acids.
UGGAACGCGCUGUUGAACAUGGCGGCUGUGAAGGAGGGAGGGCGCCCGGGAAAAUCCUCAGGGAAGGAGCCCCAGCCGUUGAUAAUAGCCAAAACCCCGGCGGAGGAGCAGCGACUAAAACUGGAGAGGCUGAUGCGCAACCCUGACAAGCCCGCACCCAUUCCAGAAAAACCCAAAGAGUGGAACCCGCGCGCGCCGCCGGAGUUCGUGCGUGACGUCAUGGGGUCCAGUGCAGGAGCAGGUAGCGGAGAGUUCCAUGUGUACAGACACCUGCGCCGCCGCGAGUAUCAGAGACAGGACUUCCUGGACCGAAUAAGUGAAAAACAAAAAUUGGAUGAGGAUUACCAGGAGAAGCUUCAGCAAAACCAACAGAUAGCUGAAGAAAGAACAGCUAAACGCAGAAAGAAGAGGGAAAAGCUCAAGCAGAAGAAGCAGAUGGCCAAGAAAGCCAAACAGGAACAGAAUAAAGUCAAAGAAUCUGAGGAGGAGUCUUCUAGCAGUGACCAGGAGGAGCAACAAGCUGAAGAUGAUGCUGAAGUUCCUAGCUUUGUGAUGGGGAGGAGGUGACCCCCAACUCUGUGACCCGCGCAGUUGUCCAGAAUUUUCCCACUUACAAGGAUUGUUACGAAGGAAAGAUCUGCAGCAUGUUUUUGGAUGCAGCUUAAGGCCCCAUUUGGUUGGACUUGGACAUCAUUUCUGUUGCAUAAAGUUUCAGUUGCAUUGGUUGGGUGAAGGAGGCAUUUCUUUCAUGAUAAAUUGUCUUGAAAUCUGCUUAAUUUUCAGUAUUCCUGCACUUUGAACAUGCCUUUUUAGACUGUAAACAUUAUGUUUUAACAUGAAUUUUUGGAUCCCCGUCCUCUUUUCAUUUGCAUAAAUGUUUAUUUUUAAUAAGCUUGAGGGUAUCGGUUUUCAGUGAUUGAGGAAAACAUGGCAAAGAAGCAGAGCUCUUUAACCUUUAUGCAGCACAGUUAACAGCAAUAUUUAAUUAUUUGUGCAGGUCUUACACUCUUCUGUAUCCGGUUGAGUUAAAAUCCAUAGUUGUAGCUUCCACUGUUUCAGUUGUUAUUUUCUAGUUAUGUUUUCCAUAGUUUCACACUGGAAUUUAGAUUGUGUGAAUAUUAAUGCUUUGGGAAAACUAUAAUCAUUGACUCUGCUGUGGAAGGAAUUUGAGGAAGGAGCCCCGAAGAUGCCGAAUGCAUGGAACUCAUAACUACAUUUCUGCUGUAGGCAGUUAGGAAUCCUGCUGUUCCCUGACAUUCUGAGGUAUGGGUGUCAUGCUCCAUAUGGUUAAUAAAUACUCUUAUCUUCUACACUUGCAUCUGAAAGUCAUUUUCAAAGCUCAGCAGUUGAAAUACACCCAUCUUACAGGAAGCAUUAAAAUGUGCUGUCAUGAUGGGGCUCUUCCAGAUGCCUGAAAUAUGGUUUUGUAAAGUAUACUAUCCUGUUCUCAAUAUGCCUUGGGUGCUAUAGGAGUGUGACUGAUUUCCAAAUGACUGCUUCUGUCUUUUAGAUGUAUGAGCUGGGUUUCGCUGCCAUGAAGUUCAUGUCGUAAACAGUACAAGAGGCAUCAGAUGGUGUUGUGGUUAGAGCUGCUGCUUUGCACAAGACCCUGCUUUGAAUCCCACCUUCUGCCUUCGUAACAUUGAUCAAGGUACUUUAAAUUGAUCCAGCAAAAUUUACCCAGCUGUAUAAAUGGGUAAAUAAUUUCUAAUUCAGUAUUUAAGUUGCAUUGGAGGAGAGACUCAGCUAAAUUAAUAAAUUAUAAGCAAAUGUGAUAUUAAAUUUCUCAGUGUUAAAUUUCUUAGUGUUCAUUUUAUCUGGAUUUACUGCCAACAGCCCAGAUUUUGCUUUAGUGGUUUAUGACAUGAAAUUGGCAGCUUUGGGGUUCUACCUGUGUUGUUAUGUGAUACUUGUAUACAACAGAGAAUGUUAUUUAUGCUGUACAUUUUGUUAUUUCUGCCAUUUGUCACGAUCCUGUUUAUGCUGACAAGGUGAAGGGUAAUGUUCUCUAGGGCAGCAAGGGACAAAUUCUAAAGUGUUCCAUAACUUGAGUUUCUGGCCAGAAUUUCCAGAAGUUGUACUAUUUCCCCCCCCCACCACCA